Messenger RNA from Osmia bicornis bicornis, 1549 nucleotides. Its product is annotated as PSME3-interacting protein. Bases 623 to 1441 code for a protein of 272 amino acids. Lineage: Eukaryota; Metazoa; Arthropoda; Insecta; Hymenoptera; Megachilidae. Gene Ontology annotation, cellular component: nucleus. The record is from RefSeq and is a predicted model, not a curated record. The transcript has 7 exons.
AUUAGUGCCAUCUAGUCUUGAAGUAAUGAACUCUAUAGCAAUGGAGUAUAUAGUUAACUUACCAACAGAGCUAAGUCGGUACAUUAUCGACACAAUUAAAUAGAUAAUUCUCGUAAGGUAACUGAUCUAUUGUAAUUGAUAUGAAGCUUCAGCUAUGCCGACACAAAUUAUUUGCAUACAUCUGGCUCUGUGCGCAUGCGUGUAAAAUCUAUAAUUUGGUAACUACAAGCACUUAAUAUACAUACAAGGUGUCUAAAGUAUAGUUACAUGAUAAAGAUUAAUAAAACGUUAAGAAUUGCUGGUUUUAAGUUUGAUUAUUUAGGAUAUUUAUACUAAAAUAUUCAUUACUGAACUGUAAAAUAAUAAUUAUUCAAAUUAGUAUCUGAAACUUAACCUUCAUAGUCAUUAAAUAAUAUCAAAUAUUUGCCCUCGAAGGACGAUUGUUAAAUUUAUCCGAGUUACAAAACAUCUUAUGAUGAAGAGUGAACAACUGUUCAUAAAUGCUGAAUAUUUUGAAAAUUAGAAACUUCAAAAAGUAUAUUUGUUGUACUACUGUAUAUUCGUAUAAUUUAGAACAAAAUUUCUUGUGAGAGAUAAGACUGGUUUUUCUACUUAGUACACAAUGAGUUCAGGAUUUAUAUCUGAAGCUGAGAUUGCAGAACAACGAAGGAUACGACAAGAAGAAUGGGAACGUGUACGAACUGCAGAUCAACCAUUAGAAGCACCAGAGGAACAAUACGAUCCAAGAUCUUUAUACGAACGAUUACAAGAACAGAAAAACAAGCGAGAUUCAGAAUAUGAAGAAGCACACAAACUAAAAAAUAUGAUAAAGGGCUUAGAUGAUGAUGAAGUAGAAUUUUUGGAUUUAGUGGAUAGAACUAAAUUAGAAGAAGAACGUAAAAAAAAUCUUGAAGAAGAAAAAGAGAUGCGUGAUUUUAAAGCAGCUGUUGCUUCCUUACAGGAAAAAUCAUUAAAUGAAAAACUGAAACAAGAAUUAAAAAAUCCUCAAAUUGUCAAUAAGAAUGUUUCGUCUGGGAGUAGCCGUACUUCGCAAUUAAAAUUAUUAGCUGGAGUUGUAGUGAAACGUUCGGAAAAACAAAAACAAGGAGAUAUCACACGAGGUGUUAAGCGAAAAUUAUCACCAGUCGAAGAAAAUAAUACACCGAAAAAAGAAAAGUGUGAAGUAAAUGAACAGCCAGUGAGUGAGAGUUUAAAAUGCGAUUCCGAUAUGUUUGAAGAUGUUUCCUUACAAAAUAAAAAUGUAGUAAGUUUAGGCAGUGGCAUGAAAUGUAUUGGAAUUUUACCUGGACUUGGCUCUUACGAAGAUUCUAGUGACAGUGAUUGUAGUUCGGAUACCGAUCAAGAUCCCGAACCAAAUCAUUCAAAAUACGAUCUUUUAGGUCGAAAAAUAGAAGUUUCAAAAGAUAAAGAAACGAGCUGAAUUUACAGUGCUUAUAAAUACCUUUCUAUUCAUAAGUAAAAAUUGUUAUUUUUACUACAAUUACAAUUCACUGUAAUUGUAGAAUAUAAAUAUAUUUUUUGCACUGAG